AUGUCCUCGGGCGGUCUUGUGUCCGCCCUAUCUGGCUUCAAGAAGUCGCUCAACUUCACCUGGAUCGGCUGGCCUGGUUUCUUCAUCCCGCCCAAGGACCGGCCGUACGUCGACAAGCGCCUCAUGGAGGAGUACUCCUGCCAGGCCGUAUACCUCGACGACGACGUCGCCGACCGGCACUACAACGGUUUCAGCAACUCGAUCUUGUGGCCCCUCUUCCACUACCACCCCGGCGAGAUGAGCUUCGACGAGGAGAACUGGCGCGCGUAUCGCCAGGCGAACAUGCAGUUCGCCGAGGCGGUCUUGUCGCAAACGACCACCGGCUCGAUGGUCUGGGUGCAGGACUACCAUUUGAUGCUGCUGCCGAUGCUCCUUCGCGGGCUUGUGGAUGGGAACCAGGGUGGGGAAUGGAUACGCAGGGAGCUCAACAAGAUCACGGAGGGUUUGGAGGAUAUGGGCAUCUGGGACCGGGAGCCGAUACCGGGCGUGAAGAUUGGGUUUUUCCUCCAUACGCCUUUCCCGAGUAGCGAGAUCUACCGGAUUCUCCCUGUGCGGCGCGAGAUCUUGCUCGGUAUCUUGUUCUGCGACCUCAUUGGGUUCCACACGUAUGACUACGCCCGGCAUUUCCUUUCCUCCUGCACCCGCAUUCUGGGCUUGCCUACGAUGCCCAACGGUGUCGAGUUCGAGGGUCGUCUCGCCCACGUCGGUACAUUCCCCAUCGGUAUUGAGCCCGCCUCCUUCAUCGAUAACCUGAAGAAGGACUCGGUGAAGCAGCGUAUUGCCCAGCUGGAGCAACGGUUCAGUGGUGUGAAGGUCAUUGUUGGCGUUGACCGGCUCGACUACAUCAAGGGCGUGCCGCAGAAGCUGCAUGCGCUCGAGCUCUUCCUCACGCAACAUCCCGAGUGGAUCGGCAAGGUCGUGCUCGUUCAGCUCGCGGUGCCAUCGCGCCAGGAUGUCGAGGAGUACCAGAAUCUGCGCUCGACGGUGAAUGAACUUGUCGGUCGGAUCAACGGAAGAUUCGGCACGGUCGAGUUUAUGCCGAUCCACUUCAUGCACAAGAGCUUGGCGUUCGAUGAGCUGUGUGCUCUGUAUGCGGUCAGCGAUGUCUGUCUCGUGUCGAGUACGCGUGACGGUAUGAACUUGGUGUCAUACGAGUAUAUCGCGUGCCAGCAGGCCCGGCAGGGCGUCAUGAUCCUCUCCGAGUUCGCCGGCGCCGCGCAGUCGCUCAAUGGCUCGAUCGUCGUCAACCCGUGGGACUCGCAGCAGGUCGCGGACGCGAUCCACGAGGCGGUGACGUUGCCGACGGACACGCGCGCGGAGAACCACCGCAAGCUGUUCAAGUACGUCAACAAGUACUCGGCCGCGUUCUGGGGCUCGUCGUUCAUCAAGGAAAUGGGCCGGAUCCGUAUUGACAAUGGCAGUGGCAGCUCCGAGCCGAACGGGGCCGGGGCUGGUUCUGGGCUCGGGCUCGAGCAGCUGCAUCUGCGCAAGGACGAGGGCCCUGGAACGGAGAUCAAGGGGAAACAGGGGGGUAUCACCGCGAAGGAGAUUCAUGCGCUUGCAUGA
Coniophora puteana RWD-64-598 SS2 is the source of this 1566-nucleotide messenger RNA. Its product is annotated as glycosyltransferase family 20 protein. Gene Ontology annotation, biological process: trehalose biosynthetic process; cellular response to heat. Gene Ontology annotation, cellular component: cytosol; alpha,alpha-trehalose-phosphate synthase complex (UDP-forming). Gene Ontology annotation, molecular function: alpha,alpha-trehalose-phosphate synthase (UDP-forming) activity. The record is from RefSeq and is a predicted model, not a curated record. The coding region runs from base 1 to 1566 and encodes 521 amino acids. NCBI's taxonomy places the organism in Eukaryota, Fungi, Basidiomycota, Agaricomycetes, Boletales, Coniophoraceae. The transcript is spliced from 4 exons.